Molecule: messenger RNA, 2847 nt
Organism: Echinops telfairi (small Madagascar hedgehog)
Lineage: Eukaryota; Metazoa; Chordata; Mammalia; Afrosoricida; Tenrecidae
Gene: TMEM214
Product: transmembrane protein 214
Exons: 17
Coding region: 1-2067 (688 amino acids)
Cellular component (GO): endoplasmic reticulum; Golgi apparatus
Source: RefSeq, a predicted model, not a curated record
AUGGCGGCCCAGACAGCGGGUGCGGGGCGCUGGGAGGUAGUGAAGAAGGGGCGACGGGCUGCAGCCGGCGGCAGUCAUAAAGGCGGCGGCGGAGGGGACCGCCGGGCUCUCGGGGAGGCCAACGGAGUGUGGAAGUUCGACCUGACCCCCCCGAUCCAGACGACAAGCACGCUGUAUGAGUUGGGCUUCGAGAAAAUCACAAAGCGACAGAACAAGGAGCAGGUCCCACCCCCUGCGGUGGAGCCGAAGAAGCCAGGGAACAAGAAGCAGCCCAAGAAGGUGGCGGCCGUCGCAAACCAGAACCAGAAGCAGGGCCGCUUCCGCAGCUUGGAGGCAGCGCUGAAAGCCCUGGACGUGGCCGCUCUGCAGAAGGAGCUGGACAGGAGCCAGAGUGUGUUCUCCGGGAACCCAUCCGUGUGGUUGAAGGACCUGGCCAGCUAUCUCAACUACAAGCUACAAGCUCCUCUGAGUGAGCCCACCUUGAGCCAGCACACUCACGACUACCCCUACAGCCUGGUGAGCCGGGAGCUGCGUGGGACCAUCCGGGGGCUGCUGUCCCAAGCCGCGGGGUCUCUGGAGCUCUUUUUUGACCACUGUCUGUUCACCAUGCUGCAAGAGCUGGAUAAGACUCCGGGGGAGUCGCUGCACGGUUACCGCAUCUGUAUCCAGGCCGUGCUGCACGACAAGCCUAAGAUCGCCACCGCAAACCUGGGCAAGUUCCUGGAGCUGCUCAGAUCCCACCAAAGCCGCCCAGCCAAGUGUCUGACCAUCAUGUGGGCCAUGGGUCAAGCAGGAUUUGCCAACCUCACCGAAGGCCUAAAAGUGUGGCUGGGCAUCAUGCUGCCGGUGCUGGGCACCAAGGCUCUGUGCUCCUUUGCCAUCGCCUACCUGGACCGGCUGCUCCUGAUGCACCCCAACCUUACCAAGGGCUUUGGCAUGAUUGGCCCCAAGGACCUCUUCCCACUUCUGGACUUUGCCUACAUGCCCAACAACUCCCUGGCGCCCAGCCUGCAGGAGCAUCUGUGUCAGCUCUACCCGAGGCUGAAGGUGCUGGCCUUUGGGGCGAAGCCAGAAUCCACCCUGCACACCUAUUUCCCCUCCUUCCUGUCCAGAGCCACUCCUACCUGCCCUACCGAGAUGAAGAAAGAGCUUCUGAGAAGCCUGACGGAGUGCCUGACUGUGGACCCCCUCACCGCCAGUGUCUGGAGGCAGCUGUAUCCCAAGCACCUGUCACAAUCCAGCCUGCUGCUGGACCACUUGCUCAAGUCCCAGGAGCAGAUUCCCAAGAAGGUGUGGAAGUCUUUGCAAGAAACCAUUCGGUCCUUCAGGCUCACCAACCAGGAGCUGCUGAGGACGAGCAACUCUGCCAACCAGGAGGCUGCCGCCUGUGAUGCUGCCUGCAAGGCUCUGCUGCGGCAGGCCUGGGGCCCUCGGCUGCCCUGGACACGGCUGCUUCUGUUGGCACUGGUGUUUGUGGUGGGUUUCCUGUGCCAUGACUUCCAGUCCCACGGCUCCUUCCAGGCCUCCUUCUCUGGCCGGAUGCUUCAGUCGUCUGGUUUCUUGCCUGCUGGCCAGCAAGCGUGUGCCACGCUCUACGCCUACAGCCUCCAAGGCUACAGCUGGCUAGGAGAAACGGUGCCUGCCUGGGGCUCCCACCUGCUCACCAUGGCAAAGCCCACUUUGCAGUUGGCCUGGACCCAGACCAAUGCCACGGUCAGCUUUCUCUCUGCCCACUGUGCCUCUCACCUGGCCUGGUUUGGUGACAGCCUCGCCAGCCUCUCUCAGAGGGUCCUCCCCCACCUCCCAGGGGCGCUGAGCCAGCUUCUCCAGUCUCUGAAGGAGCUGCUGCUGCUGCUGUACCAGGACGGGCUGCUGCCGAUGUGGCGCCUGCUGCUGGAGGGCCUGGCGCGGGCCCAGGAGCACGGCCAUGAGCUGUGCAGAGGUGAGGUGACGUGGGGCUGCGUGAAGACUCAGGUCCUUGAGGCUGCCUGCUGGGCCUGGGUCUGCCUGCGGGACAUCACAGUGGCUUUCUUGGACUGGGCACUCGCCAUGACAUCAGCGCAAUAGGCCGUCAGGCUGCACCUGCUCCGGCCACUUGCUGCCAUCUGAGAGUGCUGAGGGCUGGGAGGCUGCCUGUUAAUGGCAGUUCUGCAUGGGUCCUUCUUACUUGGUGCCUGACUUCUGUCUCCUAGAGAAGUGGCCAAGCGGCCUCUGCCCCAGUUCUUCCAUCUCUGGUGGGGACUGAGCCCCGGGGUAUCGGAUCUCCUACCCAGGAUUCCACUGAACACUGGCCUUGUUGCCUGGUCCCCACCUCCGUCCUCGGGCUGGCAGCCUCUCGUCCCCUCCUCUCUGCUCCCCGCCUCAUCCUGACAGCCCCAGAGAGCACGGCUCCGGGAAGAUCAGGUCCCAGAGAGGGGCUGCUGCAUCUUUCUGAUGACCGGUUCCUCCCUGGACUUGUGAGGCCUCUGCUUCCUGAUCUUGGCCACAGUGUUGCUGCAGAGGAGAAGGGAGAGGGCCUUCCAGAAGGCCUGGCAGCCGUGUCACCCCUGUCUGCAGUGCUGGUGGAAGCGGCUUUCACGUCAAAAUGUCCCGGCCCCCUGCUGCAUCCCCUCCAUCAUGGUCCUGCUCCCCACUUCCCGUCAGUGCUGGGGGUCAGCGAGGGGCACUGCCUCAGAGCUUCGCUCCACUGCCCCCCCCCCCCCCCCAAGCCACCAGCAAAGCAAGAGUCCAGGCAGCUGUGUGGCCCAGGCCCAGCGAACCUUCCCGCCAGCAGCUCUUGACACCGAGCCCAGUAUGUGGCGCACGGUUGCCUGCCCAGUGGAAUAAAGGACACAGAUUUGGUUUUUA